Messenger RNA from Bursaphelenchus xylophilus (pine wood nematode), 2117 nucleotides. The record is from the annotation of a GenBank genome assembly. NCBI's taxonomy places the organism in Eukaryota, Metazoa, Nematoda, Chromadorea, Rhabditida, Aphelenchoididae.
AUGGGUAGUAAUAAUGCUCUGCUUUCCGUUUACUCUGAAAUCAAAGAUGUGAACAACAGACUGUCGGUAAUCGAAAAAGAGAGAUCUGAGUUAAAAGAAAAGCUCCACGUCGUAAGUGUAAUUUGAUUUUUUGUUGAUCUUUAUUUUAGUUGACAGCCAAAGCCAAUGAAUUAGAAGCCCGUUGGAAUAAUGAUGAUGAACACAGCACUUGGAACGACAACAGUUUUCCUUGGGACAGUAAAGUAGACGGAUCUUUGAAAAAAGUUUUCGGUCUUACUUCGUUCCGACCAUUACAAAGGGCGGCUAUCAAUCUCGCUUUAUCUGGCGAAGAUUCUCUUAUAAUUAUGAGUACGGGUGCCGGGAAGAGUUUGUGUUACCAACUUCCGGCAGUAGUAAAUGAAGGUAGCUUUAAUUUAGGUAAUAUUUAUUUUAAUUUUUAAUUUAGGUAAUAUUUAUUUUAAUUUUAGAUGGGAUUACCUUGGUAAUUUCGCCUCUUAUUUCUUUGGUUAAUGAUCAAUUAAUGCAUCUGCAGACUUUGCACAUUAAUGCCAUGGCGUUUAAUGCUGCUACUUCGAAGGAAGAUGUAAGUUUUUCAUUUUUUAUAUUAUUUUUUAGGCCUCAAAUAUUCUGAAAAGUAUCUGUGAACGGAAGUCGGCUCUACGUAUGUUGUACGUGACACCUGAGAAGUUAGCCAAGAGUAAAAGAUUUAUGAAUAAGCUGGAGAAAUGCUAUGAGAUGGGGCUUUUGAAGGUAAUAUUCAUAAGGAAAUAUUUUCACGGUGGUGGAUUAUUUCAGUUGAUUGCGAUUGACGAAGUUCAUUGUUGCUCUCAAUGGGGCCAUGAUUUCCGCCCUGAUUACAAGUUUCUGGGGAUAUUGAAGAGACAGUUCCCAAAGACUCCAUUAAUGGGACUGACCGCGACAGCGACUUUGGAUGUGAUAACAGAUGUAAAGAAAAUUUUGGAUGUCAGAGGUCAGUAAAGACUGAGUGCCUUCAUUUUAUUUUAUUUAGGUUGUGUGACAUUGAAAACAGCAUUCAAUCGAAAGAAUUUGUAUUAUCAGGUGAUUCAGAAGCCAGAUUCAAAUGAUGCAACCAAUAAAUUAAUAUCUGCUCUGUUGAAAGGGGAUUUCAAACAUCAGAGCGGCAUCAUUUACUGUUUGAGCCGGAAAGAUUGCGAAGAACUGACGCAAGAUCUCAAGUAGAUGUUUUAUUUUUUUACAAAAUCUUUUUAGAAAAGAAGGAGUAAAUUGUGCGUUUUAUCAUGGUGAUCUCGAGAGUGGAGCCCGAGUCAGAGUUCAUGAGAGAUGGAAUUCGGGGCAAUAUCAAGUGAUAAUAGCCACUCUGGCUUUCGGAAUGGGAAUUGACAAGGCCAACGUCAGAUUUGUGAUCCAUCAUUCCAUCGCCAAAUCUAUGGAAAAUUAUUAUCAGGUAAGGAAAUAUUCAAUGUUUUAUUGAUCGAUUGCAGGAAAGUGGACGAGCUGGUCGAGAUGACAAUCCAUCUAAAUGCAUUGUCCUCUUCCGAAUGGCCGAUGUCUUCAGACAAAGCACCAUGAAUUACACAGAUUCCGUCUCGCAUCUCUACGGGAUGAUGAAGUACUGUAUCCAGGUAACUGAUUCAGUUCGAAGGGAUCCAAUCAUUCCAGAACUACGAAUGUCGACGUGUAGCGAUGUCUGAAUAUUUUGGAGAAACAUACGAGAAGAAUUGGUGUGAAAAAGGAUGCGACUUUUGUGAAAGGGAUAAUGUAAAUGUAGAAGAAAUUGACAUCACAACUCAAGCGAGGUUGGUCAUGGAAAUAUUACAGGUAAAAUAGGUCUAUGAGCUGUCAUAUUAUUGUAGGAUAAGCAGCUGGGUAAAGACAGAAUAACCGGGAACAAACUUCUCGAACUACUUUACAAGAAGUUGGAAGAUUCUCGGGACUUUCUGGAGAAGAUCGUGGGCACGCUUCUUCUGGAGGGAUAUCUGAAGGAGGAGUUCCAUUUCACCCCCUAUUCUGUGAUCAGCUACAUCGUCUGGGGCUCCAGAAGUGUCCAGGGUCGAGUCACGAUACUCUCCGAUCUCAAUUCCAUGGUGGGCAAGUCAAGUGCGAAGCGACGGAAGAAUAAUAAUAGUAAUAAGUAA